CGCUGCCGGGCCGAGCGAGGCCUUCGCUACGAGCUGUUCGUCCGUUGUUGGGCAUCCAUGUCUUGCGCACAUCCGCCUCCUGCAUCCAAGCUUCCCCGUCCGUCACCCUUUUCCACUCCCAGCCAAACCUUUGCGACUCACUGCCAGAGCGCACAUCCCUAUCGCUUUAUUUCAGGACCCAGGCCCAGCACACUUUAAUUUCAUCCGGCGUUUAUUGGUCACCGCACCGACAAGGCAAAAUUCGCACCGUGUGUGUCUGCGCCACGAUCCGCCCGAGGCCCAUGCGCUGCAAGGGAGUUAGCCUUUACAUACCCAACCUCUCCUCUUCGCUCAGCGCGAUCCCUUCUACCAGGACCUUCUAGGCCACACCAAGCGCAAUUACUAAGACCAUCCACCACAUCACGCCGCAUCACGAGGUCUUUCUGGAUCUCGUUCAGACUUGUACUGCUCAAGUCUCAUCAACAACCUCUCAAUGUACCGACAAAGGAACGAAGCGACUCGAUUUGCCGCCGCCUCUCGUCCUCCAUUGCCACACUGCCGACCUCACGGCCCCAGAUAGAGCGUGAGCGCAUUCUGGCUCCACUGGAAGUCAACAACGAGACCACAAUAACGACUUGAGGCGCGUCUGGACGCCUCGCCAUCGUCCAUCGAUGGCAACUUUCCAGACAGCAGGCUACCCGGUGCCUCCGCCGGGCUACGGCUCCUACUAUCGCACGCCUCCGCAAACACCACCGCCGGCCGCAGGGUAUAAUGCGUACUACUCACCAAGAAACUACUCCUACUCUGGUCAAUCGAAAGGACACGCCCGACGAGCGACCGGCGAUGGUACGACCGCGUACAACUACUCAUACAGCGCGACGCCGACUCCCCGCAAGACCUCAUACUACGCGACCGGCCGCUAUUCGACACCAGAGCCCACUUACCAUACUUCUGCUCAAUCGACGCCUCAGCGGAAGACCGACUAUGUCCCAAUCUACACUCCGGCUGCAGACACCGAACAGACUCCUCGACCACGACGAGCAUCGCAUGGCCCCAAGACUACUCACGCCCCGCCUCCACGCCGGCCAAGCACUGCCACCAAGCCGCCACCGAAGGCAACAGAGGAGGAUGCGCGUCGCGCUGGCAUUCCCGCCGGUUACUCAUACAAGAACUGGGAUCCCACCGAAGAGCCAAUCCUGUUGCUAGGAUCCGUGUUUGACGCCAACUCACUCGGCAAGUGGAUCUAUGACUGGACCGUCUUCUUCUAUGGCCCAGCCACCCCCAUGUCGGAGGUCGCAGGCGAGAUGUGGCUCCUUCUCAUCCAACUCGCCCACAAGGUCCGUCGUGCCGAGGAUAUCAUGCCCAAGAUCCGAUCACAGGCGUCACGCGACCUCGUCGACGACUUCCUCGAGUCAGGUGAGCGCCUAUGGCAACGCUUCAACAAGCUCCUCAAAAUCUGCGAGAACUACAUGUGGAAGGCCGCAAAGAAGGCAAGCGGCGGCUCAAAGAACGUCACGAUGGGCAAGGACAGUGGAAGCGAGUUCGUCGACACCAUCUUUGGCCGUGACAGGGAGUUGGAGCGAACGGAGAAGUUGAUGACCGGCAUGCGUCUCUGGAGCAUGCGAUUCGACGCCAACUGCGAAGAAAUCCUUCGCAAUCCUGGCAAAUAGAAAACACACAAUUCGGUGACAGCGACUCACACGACGCCGCUGCUGCCUGAAGUGGCAAACUGGCUUUCUGGAGUUUAUUGGCAUCGCCCCCCUUUUUGGUGGUGGCGUCUCGUCAUCGCAUCGCGACUUCGCCUUCUGAUACCCAACCCAUCAAUCUUGGUUUUAUACACGGAACACUUAUUACGGAGCAUACUGGAGUUCUACAAUUGGACUUCUUCAGGCGGCGCUGGAAUAUUCAUCAUCAAUCUUACGUUCUUCUUUCCGAACAUCAAAACAAUCUUGAAACCGGACAAGAACGCUGUACGAAUAAUAUCUAUCUUGGUCACUUACGCACGAGAUACAGGAAACACUGGGCAGGGCUGGCUGGAUGCAUGGGACGGGUUGGGUUGAGCAUGGUGUUGUUUGUCUCCGAUGACCUCCGACGAGAACUAUGAGUCAUCGUUUUGAGCGCUGCGCAGAAGCACUGUUUUGUCAUCUCAUCCUCAUCGUCAUUUUCCAACAUCACUGCUUUGGCAUUCUUGGGCUACGGGCGGGGCGGCGUACCACUCUUUUCUUUUGAGAGAGUAAAACUGGAAGGCAAAAAAGUUGUUGAUUCCUGUUAUCAGCGAUAUACCCCUUUGCUGCGACAUAGUACGGUGUUGUUGUUUGUGCGGAAAACUUUUGGGCUUGCAAUUUGAUUCUAUCGUUAUAACUUGUUUUACUGUUGAAGAGGUGAGGUGAGGUCUUUCACCCACCUCCAGGUCACUUGAUCAUUUUAUUUAAUCAUUUUCUAGAAAGCAGAUUGGCUGCUAGACAGCAUAGAUUUAU
Molecule: messenger RNA, 2456 nt
Organism: Cercospora beticola
Lineage: Eukaryota; Fungi; Ascomycota; Dothideomycetes; Mycosphaerellales; Mycosphaerellaceae
Source: RefSeq, a predicted model, not a curated record